Messenger RNA from Phytomonas sp. Hart1, 684 nucleotides. The record is from the annotation of a GenBank genome assembly. Lineage: Eukaryota; Euglenozoa; Kinetoplastea; Trypanosomatida; Trypanosomatidae.
AUGGAGCACCGGCGAUGGCCCUCGGCGCCGGUGGGACGGUGCGGCUUCCACGGCACCACUUCCCUGGACCCUUACCCGGACCGCUUGCCUUGCCCUUCGCGAGUUUUUGUCGAUACGCCGGGGUAUUGCUAUGAAAUCGGUGAUGGGGAGCUGCUUCAAAAGCUCGUUGAGGGCCUCCCGUGGAAAAUGCGGCUCGUUGGCAUGGACGCGAUCUCGCUCGACGAGGUGAAGGCUCUUGUCUCAGUGCCCUCGAAUCGAUGCUGUCAAUGCGUGGUGGUAAUCCCGGCAACUGACCUCGUGGAGGAUGUCGGGUGGGUUCAGAAUUUACUUUGGCAGAGACAAUAUAUACCCGCAAGGGAUGUGGAAGGGGUCGUCUCGCACUUAAAGAAGUUUGUCACAUACCUGCAAGCACUCCCAGGCAAUAUUGCGGCCUUUAUCGUGAUUAGCAAAAUGGAUAAGGUCGGAGGGUGUGAGAAUCGCCACACGCGAAGGGUGAUUCUCGAUGUUUUAGAGACCUGCAUCCCGAUUAAUCACAUUUUCUUCUCCGAGUUCCCGGUUGAAAGGGGGUCAGUGCGAUCCAAGUCCAAUUACUUGCCUGAUAACAGUACAAGGGAAAGCCUCAGACAAUUACAUGAGGAACUAUACACCUGCCUGGACUGGAUGGCGUAUAUUAAAUCAAAGUAA